Molecule: messenger RNA, 1330 nt
Organism: Carassius gibelio (silver crucian carp)
Lineage: Eukaryota; Metazoa; Chordata; Actinopteri; Cypriniformes; Cyprinidae
Gene: surf4
Product: surfeit 4
Exons: 6
Coding region: 121-930 (269 amino acids)
Biological process (GO): Golgi organization
Cellular component (GO): endoplasmic reticulum-Golgi intermediate compartment; endoplasmic reticulum; membrane
Source: RefSeq, a predicted model, not a curated record
GGUUUUUGGUACGCCGCGCGGUGCAUUGUGGGACGGAGGAGGCCUAGGCAGGCAGCAGUUGUGAAUAGUGUUUGACAGACGCAGGCGUGUUUACAUUAGUACUGGGCUGAUCCGUGAGUGAUGGGGCGCGAGGAUCUGAUGAGCGCGGCGGAGGACGCGGCGGAUCAGUUCCUGCGGGUCACUAAGCAGUAUCUGCCUCACUUCGCUCGUCUGUGUCUCAUCAGCACCUUCCUGGAGGACGGCAUCCGCAUGUGGUUCCAGUGGAGCGAGCAGAGAGACUACAUCGAGGCCACCUGGAGCUGCGGGUACUUCCUCGCCACCGGCUUCGUGCUGCUCAACCUCAUCGGACAGAUCGGUGGAUGUGUCCUGGUGCUCACCAGAAACCUGGUUCAGUACGCUUGCUUUGGUCUGUUUGGCAUCAUUGCGCUGCAGACGGUCGCCUACAGUAUUCUGUGGGAUCUCAAGUUCCUCAUGAGGAACCUUGCUCUGGGAGGAGGACUGCUGCUGCUGCUGGCCGAGUCUCGCUCCGAGGGGAAGAGCAUGUUUGCCGGCGUGCCGUCGAUGGGACAGAGCUCUCCGAAGCAGUACAUGCAGCUGGGAGGACGUGUGCUUCUGGUGCUCAUGUUCAUGACGCUGCUGCACUUCGACUCCGGCUUCUUCUCCAUCCUGCAGAACAUGGUGGGCAUGGCGCUCAUCGUCCUGGUGGCCGUGGGCUUGAAGACGAAACUAGCCGCUCUGACGCUGGUGCUGUGGCUCCUGGCCAUCAACGUCUACUUCAACGCCUUCUGGACGGUGCCUUCCUACAAACCCAUGCACGACUUCCUGAAGUACGACUUCUUCCAGACCACGUCGGUGAUCGGAGGCCUGCUGCUGGUGGUGGCGCUCGGCCCCGGAGGCGUCUCGGUGGACGAGAAGAAGAAGCAGUGGUGAGGAGACGUUCACCAGGAGCACACUUUAUUUUUAGUGCUUUGUUAAAUCCUGGAGUUUUAUUUCCGUUGCAGCAAUCGAGGAGAUCCCGAUUCGUUUCACUCUGGUUUUGUGUUUGAUAAUGAAAGCGUGUUUAUGCAGAAGAGAUCAGAUCUUCCUCUAUCUGGACUCUCUUUAUCAUGUUAUUUGCGACGGGCAUCAGACUGUGAACUCUGUACUGUGUGCGUCUCGGGAUGUUUGACUGAUUCUGACGCCGGACGAACGAGACAGAUUUAUCUGAGAGAUUUCUGUUGAUUCUAAGACAAACAAGUCACUGUAUUGAUUUUUUUCAGAGGUUUAUAUUGUAUUUUUGACUUUGGGUUUUCAGAUCGUGCCGGGAAAAUAAAGCAAAACCAACAAAUGA